Messenger RNA from Metopolophium dirhodum (rose-grain aphid), 3109 nucleotides. RefSeq names its product intraflagellar transport protein 20 homolog. Gene Ontology annotation, biological process: protein localization to cilium; intraciliary transport; centrosome localization. Bases 2116 to 2544 code for a protein of 142 amino acids. Lineage: Eukaryota; Metazoa; Arthropoda; Insecta; Hemiptera; Aphididae. The transcript is spliced from 3 exons. Gene Ontology annotation, cellular component: cilium; intraciliary transport particle B; Golgi apparatus. The record is from RefSeq and is a predicted model, not a curated record.
UACGCGUGGUAAACCGAACAACAAUAUGGGUAGGUACCGUCGGGAAUUCCAGCUGAUUAUAUUUAUUACUUUUGUUAGUGAAACUAUUUAAAAUUCAUUCAAAUAUUAAAGUAUAUAGAAUGUUAACUAAACUAACUUAUAAAGGUUGUAAAUUCAAUAAUGUGCGUUGUUACAGUCUUAUUUGUUAAUGAUGCAUACAAAAACCUCACCCAUACAGGGGAAGUGCGUUUUCCACGGGCUCGCUUACUUUGAUGUCGCAUACAAAAUAUAAAUACAUUUAUUUUGGUUCUCGAAUAAAUCAAAAACUUUGAACAAUUACACUAUAAAUUGUAUUAUAUAGAAAAAAAAUGUUAUUUUUCUUUAUGAAUGACAAUACGUACCUUUGAAAUAGGCACAUACAUAAAUACAUAAUAAUAAAUACUUUUCAGUAUAUGGCCAAAUUAAAAAUUUUUAUUACAAUUCAUAUGUAUAUAUAUUUCACCUAUAUUUAUAAAAAUAUAACCUAAGCCCUGGCCUUAUUGAAUCAUUCGGUUAAUGGACUCAUAUACUCUGGUCCCAAAGUGAAUCCAAUAUUUAGCGACUACUGUCUUAUGUAAUUAUAUUUAGUACAUUAGCUGCCAUAAGUAGAUAUUAGAUAUAUAUUAUGUUACAUUUUUAUAACGAUAUUUAUCCGAGCUAAUUUAUUUUAAUCCGAACUCUCUCUACAAUAUAUUAUACACGAAACUUCAAUUUAAUGUCAAUUUUACUAAUGACGUUCAUUGGUGAACAAUAACAUGUCAAAAAAGUUAUAGGUAAUCACUUUUGUUCCCGUGAAUAUUUUCGAGAGUGUACAAAGCACUUAAGCACUCAAUGUAGACGUCAGGCGCUCAGAGCCGAGAGGUGUCGAACAAACAAAUGUUAAACCCGUUUUUUUUUAAAUUCACAGGUAUAGGACGUAGGUUGAAAUAUAUAAAAUAAUAUCAGAUAAAAUGAGAAGGUGGCUUAUUUUGUUACCAAACGAAAAAAAUAAAAAAAAAAGUCUAGAUUUUCUAAAUCUAAAUUAAAUAAAAUUAUUAUUAUGGAGGACGGAGUGGCCGAGCGGACUAAGGCAUCGGUUGUGACGCACACCGACGCUGGUUCAAACCUCGGUUCAUGGGCGGCAUUUUUCUUCGGGCAAGUCACGGUGUCCGGAGAUAAGUGCCACCAUCGGGGGGAGGGACCCGGGCAUGGAAAAUACCCACGGGUGCCCAUUAAAAAAUCUGCAAAAACUACACACACGUGUUACACCUACAGUUCCCUCCCCUACAAACAAAAACAAACAGCUAAUGGCCAUAGUUGCCGGGCUUCACGGAUCAAUAAAAAAAAAAAAAAUAUUAUUAUUGUCUGCUUCAUGCCUGUCAGUGAAACUGAAAAACGCUCACGAAUUAUGACUAACAUAAUGGCAUGUCAAAAACUGGAAUUUCGUCAACAUUAUAAUAUUUGGUUCCACGCCCAUAAACAAACAUAAUAAGAACGUCGUGACAAUUAUUACUGUUUUAUAUAGUAUUGUUGAGUUUAUGAAGUUAGUAAAACAAACGACCGCUUUUAGGCACUUUUUUGCGAUAUCCACGUAAAGACGUAUGCAGUAAAGCGACGAACAAUAUUUUGACCAAACUAUAACUAAUCUGGAUAGUGGAUUACAAUAUUACAUUACAGUGGCGUAGCCAGGAUUUUUAUUCGGCGGGGGCUGAUCAACUUUUACACUUUUACACAUUAAAGACGUACCUACUACCACAGAUAUAUAGCUGAAAAGGGUUUAAGUGCAUUUUUAAAUAUUUUAAAUACAAUUCAAGACUUUUUGAGCGACUAUAUCAUAGACCAUCAAAAUAAUUUUUAAAUUUUCUCAACAUUUCGGGGAGGAGGGGGGGCUGCAGCCCCCUCAGCCCCUCCCCUGGCUACGCCACUGUUAAAAUACAUUAUAUUGAUCUGUAUUUCGGAUCCAUCAGUUAAUUUUCCUGAAAUGUGGGACUAUAGAAGUAAAAAGUAGAAAUUAGAAAGUUUCUACUUUCUACGUCUAGUCAUUUAUAUAAGACACACACUUCCAUCCAUCAAAAUUUCUCUCCGAUUUUCGAGUUUGUCGUAAAAAAUGCAUAGUUUAUGGUUUUUUUUUUUUUUUUUAGCAGAGAUAUGGCCGACAGCGUGCCCGUUUCGGAUGUCGUUUGCGUCGACGACAUGGGCAAGGCCAGGGUCAUGGAACCCGUUUUGGCGGACAAGGUGGCCGGUUUGAGGGACCAAUGCGUGGAGUUCAUGAGCGAUGUGGAGCUGUACCGCGAGGCGGUGGACGGCUUUAUCGGCGUCAUGGACCGUUUGGCCAAACAGGUGGAGCGAGAGAAGCGAGAUGCGAUCGUCGCGUCGAACAAGCUGGCGUCGUUGCCCAACAAGGCCGAAGAAGAAAUCGCCACGUUACAAUCGCAGAUCGAACAAAAAACCACGGAGCUCGAACGCUACAAGAUCGAGCACAGAUCGCUGCAAAAAAUUGAAUCUGAUCAAACGGAUUUAAUAAAUCGGUUAUCGUUUCAAAACUAAACGGUAUUGGAUUGCGUCCGACAACGCGAGGACCCCCCCCCCCCCCAAAUCGGAAAUUUAUGUCUUACACUCACAAAGGGCGCGGCAAUGCGCCUGUACUGGCUAACCGACAGUCGAUUGGCCCUUGCUGGCACAGUCAAUCAAAAGCAAAACUGUAUCCAGUGACCAGCACUAUACACUAGUACGGGCAGCCAGUAUACACUCAAUACAGACUGACAUACUACAGCAGGACGUAUAGUACCGGUUCAGCAUUGAAAGUCAGUACCUACCACGAUUUAAGAUAUAUCUUGUGGUACCUACUGAUUACCGUUAUCAUCCCAGUGAUCUCCCAGUAAUCUUACUGUUGUGGAUUUCCAAUUUGGUGAGGGGGGAGGGGAGGGGCUGUGCGAAUCAUUAAUAAUAAAUCGAUGAUACACAUAAUAAACAGCAAUACAUUAAUAUUUUUAUUUUUUUUAUUGUUUAAUGAUUAAUCAAAUUAUUUCUUAACUAUAAAAUAAUGCUUAAGCAUAAAAAUAAUUAUGGUAAAUGCGUUUUUCAUAAUAUAUAAUAAAUAAUAUCAUUAUUA